Molecule: messenger RNA, 1140 nt
Organism: Macroventuria anomochaeta
Lineage: Eukaryota; Fungi; Ascomycota; Dothideomycetes; Pleosporales; Didymellaceae
Exons: 2
Coding region: 1-1140 (379 amino acids)
Source: RefSeq, a predicted model, not a curated record
AUGGCGUCCGUCAAAGCAGAAGCACCUGCGCCAGAGCAGCCAAAGGCCCCCGCGGCCCUGGGCAGCCCUAAUCUUGACGUGUUGCAGGGGAUGCUGAACCUGGUCUUACUGACGGCUGGCCGCUUCAUCAAAGAGCACCAGGCGGGCGGCGGCACUGGUCGCAUGAAGCAGAGCUUGCAGCGCGCCGUGCCCGUAGCCAACGAGCGCUUCCACGAUGCCCUCGAUGAGCUUGAGAACGGGGUGCGCCUGGCGCAAACGGUGCUGCGAAGGGAUCUUGCAUUGCUGAAGCAGGAUCGCAAGCUGCGGGAGGCUGCAGCGAAGCAGCACGAAGCGGAGAGGGCGCGGCUGGCUGCACAGUCGAAGCUCACGGUUGCUGCGAAGAAAGAAGGGGUGGCCGUGAAGGCUGAGAGCACAACGCCUGCUGCGCAGCCUGAAGUACAACCACCAGCCGAACAGCCUGCAAAAAUCGACACGCCAGAAGCGGUACCCAAGGUCGAAGACGAGCCAGCGCAGCCACCAGCACAGCCGCCAGCGCAGCCACCAGCGACGCAGACAACCACCGCGCCGCCUGCAGACCCACUCUUCGAUGGCACACCCACCGACUCGAACCCGCAAGAGCAAGAAUUUGACUUCGACUUCGAGUUCGGCGAUGCAAUGGACACGUCUGGCAACAACGGCAACACUGGCGACAUGAUGGACACCUCAGGAGACAUGGACUUCACCCUUGACGAAGGUCCUGCGCUCUUGCGUGGGCUCGAAGACUUUGCAAGGAGCAGUGAUGACGACAACAACGGGCCAGGCGCAAACAUGGACCUCGACUUCCCCAUGCCUGACCUCCCGGACAUGAGCACUGAUGCAAAGCCUCCAGUGGAGCAGCCGAAACCCGCUGAGCCUGUACAACCACGUGCAGCGCAAGCAGAUGACGCCAAUGACAGCAAGCCUGUUCAGGAAGCAGCAGAUGCCAAGGCUACUAUCGACGCCAACGACGCCAGCGACACCCACGACACCAACAACAAUAAUGACGAGCCUAUGGAGACCAUGACCACCGACAAUCUCGAAGAUCUUUUCAAUCUCGACGACUACGAUAACCCCGAAGGAGGAGACUCGGCCUUCAACGACGCUUUCUUCAACUUUGAUUAG